Messenger RNA from Symbiodinium necroappetens, 1971 nucleotides. The record is from the annotation of a GenBank genome assembly. NCBI's taxonomy places the organism in Eukaryota, Dinophyceae, Suessiales, Symbiodiniaceae.
AUGGCUGGCGAAGCCUUGACAGAUCUGCGACAGUUGAAUGCUGCCUCAGCUCGCAUUGCAGAAUUUGCUGUGAAGGUGUGCUACCCAAAAGUCAUACAGUACCAGUUCGUCCAGAGUGGACAGCAGAAGUUGGCUCAGUAUUUCAGCUGUCGCUUGACAUCGGCUACGGAGCAUGACUAUUGCGAAGGGUGUGUGCGUGGUAGCAAAGAGCAGGUUCAAUCUGCGGCAGAGAGCUUCAAGCAUGGCAUGAUCUUCAAAAUGAAGAAAGUGGUGUUGAGCCAGAAGGUGCCAACCACCUACAUCUCGGCAGAUCUGAAAGUUGUGGUGGACAUGCAGAAGACCAGCUUUGCAGCGUGCAAGACGUCGAAUUUGGCAGAGACAUGUGUUUCCAAGCGCACGGUGAAAGAUGUGUUGGAAAUUACCAGCCAAAUGUCCUUCGACCUGACAGCUUUCGUGAGAUCUGCCUCAGCCCCGAAAUCUGUGCAACUUAAGUCAGGCCAGGCUGCUGAGGUGGUGGAAGUGACUGUUGCUGACGGAUCGCGUUAUGAGGAGGGAUCGCUGCUGUGUCUGACCAUUUCCAUCUGGGCAAAAGCACUUGCGGCAGAGGUUAAGGCGCAAGAAAAAAACAUUGUGUCUUUCAUGGGGCUGAUGGCAGUCCCAGCACCUGAUCGUGGAGCCGUGAGGGUGAAAAACGGAGACGCAACGUUCAUCGUUGCUGCGUCUGAUGGGCUGCAGAAGUCAAGUCGCGUACAGCGGUUGCAAACGGAGAUGGCUGCGACGCUUGCCACAGAUGCACAGCUGGAAUCGAUCGGUGAGUUUGUGCCCAAGCAGCUUCCUUUCGACGUUGCUGCCGAGCCCGCGCUGCUCACAACAUGCCAUCUUUUGGAAAGCAUGUCGGAUGACCUGAAGCUGGGCGCUGGCACGGCGCAGUUAUUUCAGUUGAACGGUGUGCAUUUGCAGCUGCCACAAGAUGACAACGUUCUUACCAAGGACGGCAAACGAAUCUGGUUCACUGCUCGGGUCUACGAUUACACUGGCACCACGAUCGUCGGUGUGUCGCAAGAAGCAGCCCUCGAGCUGAGCGGAUGUGCAGACAAGGAUGCAUUCCUGCAGCAAGUGGCAAGCAAUCAGGUGCAGUUUCCGGUGCUAUCCACAGUUCGGGUGGUGCGCACUAUUCGCGAUUUGAAAAGCACCGAUACUGCCCGCCAUGCAGCCUCCCAAGAGGUUGGUGCUGCGUCAGACAGCGCGGACAAGGUUGUGAACGCUGUGGUGAUGAAGGCCGCGCACUACUCCAUUGAGCAGCUGCCAAGCAAAGCUGUGGAUGACCUGACAGACUUGCUGUCUUGCACCAGUGCGGCUACUGACGGCCUUCUGCCAUGCCAGCUGCAGCACGUAAGCCUGUCCUCUCACUAUGGCUUCCAGAUUGCGUACGGCGAGCAGAAACGCACAUGCACCCGUGCGUUGGCUCUUCUGAAGUCAACUGAGAAGAGUGUGACCGCUGCUGUAGGCAGUGGCUUCAGAGUGACCACGAAAAAUGUGCAGGAUGCAGGCGAUGCGGCCAACACAUCUGUUUACACUGUGUCUGGCUACUGUUUGCUGGACAACGUCACCGAGUACAAGUUGGAUCCUGCCAAAGGCGGCCGCAAUCCUCACCGUUUGGUUUUGGCUGUCGUCACCGGCAAGAUCGAUGAUGAAUUUGUUGUCGAACAGCUGUGGCACCUAGACCCUAGUCAGGAGGCAGCCGCGCUCGAGCAUUUCGCAGCUUUGCUGGCUGCGGCAGCUAAAGUGCAGGGAGGCAUGUUGUCCGGCGCAAUGAAACGAAAGGUCGAAUGGACAAAGUCCACACCGCUGGAUACGAGGAAAUGUAGAUCUUUGGCUCGCUAUUCAUGUCUAGCCUUUCCGGGGUUGCAGCGACAUUUUGGGUGCCAAUUUUGUUCAGCUGGCAUCGUGGUCAUAGCAGCUCGAGCCUGA